GCCAUCUCGUGUGCGGAAUUCGGUGCAAAAAUCGUCGAAUAUGAGGAGACCUUUACAAGUCGCGAAAAGCUCAUGACAUACUUGAGUGGUCUUCCGGCGGCUGGAUGUCGAGGCCAGCAACACUGGCUUGCAGUCACUGUCGACGUCACCAUUGAGAGAGCGAUCAAACAAGAGAGCGAACGUGUAGUGCUCUCGAAGAAGAAAAAGCAGCAGUACGAUACAAACAUUACGCCAGGAGUGCGAAGCUCAACCAAUGAUGAAGAGGCAGCUACCAGCACGAUGCAGGGGUCCAUUACGACAACUACUAACAGCAACCUUAUCGGAAC
Amoebophrya sp. A25 is the source of this 326-nucleotide messenger RNA. The record is from the annotation of a GenBank genome assembly. NCBI's taxonomy places the organism in Eukaryota, Dinophyceae, Syndiniales, Amoebophryaceae.